Polyodon spathula (Mississippi paddlefish) is the source of this 5074-nucleotide messenger RNA. RefSeq names its product tumor necrosis factor ligand superfamily member 10-like. Lineage: Eukaryota; Metazoa; Chordata; Actinopteri; Acipenseriformes; Polyodontidae. The transcript has 5 exons. The record is from RefSeq and is a predicted model, not a curated record. Bases 122 to 1087 code for a protein of 321 amino acids. Gene Ontology annotation, biological process: immune response. Gene Ontology annotation, molecular function: tumor necrosis factor receptor binding. Gene Ontology annotation, cellular component: membrane.
UAUAACACGGCAAAGUCCUCCCAUAAAAAGCACUCUGGCAAAACUUUUUAGCAGGAAGCUGCUUCCUUCAGUGAGUAACCAGGGUCAAACGGUACUGGAUGUGUGUACUACGAGGAAUGCCAUGGCUAACCAGAACAACCAGGAUUACUCUAGAUCCAACAGCAACGACUCAAAAACGUACAUGGUCAUCCCGGCUGCCAAGCAAGGGAAUAAUACAUCUUCAAAGCUAUGGGUCGCCAUGGUGGUCAUUGUCGUGAUUGCGCUACAGAUUGCGUGUACCACGGCGCUGUUCGUUUACUUCAACAUGUCGAUUUCACAGACAAAAAACCAAGGUGUGACUGAGGAGCUUAAGUGCCUGAAACUCCUGAACAAGCUAGAAGAUACAAUCGCUGGAGGACAGAUCCCAGAGGAAGUGAGGGUGUUCAUGGAGCCCUGCAUGAAAGUGGCAGACAGUAUCAAGUCCUACAUAUCCAAGGUUACUGAAAAUGUCAUCAGGAGACAUGUACUUCAAGAAGCAAGAAACAUUCCAAGGAGUUUCAACACAUCGGAUGCUCAGUUUGUGAGCGAAGUCACCCAAAGACCUUCCGCACACCUUUCUCUGAGGGACGUCAGCCAUCGACCACACGAUGAAUCCCAGAGCAAUGACUUGCACCAGUCUUGCCGUCACCCCAUCAGAACCUGGGACACUGGCAGCUUCGGAUCGCACAUCCACAACAUGAGCCUGAGCGAGGGGUGGCUGAAAGUGCCCCGGGAUGGCCGCUACUACCUGUACUCUCAGGUCUACUUCCGCUACCCCUUGGACUCCUCCCUGGACCCCCACAACGCAGCCCCGGAGAGCCACAGCAGCCACCAGCUCGUCCAGUGCAUCUACAAGAAGACGUCCUACCUGAAGCCCAUCCUGCUGCUGAAAGGCGUGGGCACCAAGUGCUGGGCGGAAGACGUAGAGUACGCCCUUCACUCUGUCUACCAGGGAGGACUGUUUGAGCUGAGAUCAGGCGACGAGGUCUUUGUGUCAGUGUCCUCCGUGCCCAUGGUCUACACUGACGAAACCUCCAGCUAUUUCGGGGCCUUCCGACUUGACCUGUGAUCGUGACGGAUCGUAAUUGCAGGUGCAUGGAUCCUGUGGAGGUUAUUAAUGUGAAUGGAAGAGAGGGAGAACCAUUCUUAUGAAUUUAUUUUAUUUUUCUGAAUUUUGCAUGUAUUCAGAAGAAACUUUAAAUCUAGUCCUGUUUACUGUGCGGACAUAAACAGCUUUUUAAGAAAAGCAAAUCUAGUUGAUAACCCUGGCAUGGAUAAGAAAGCAAGUCAAUUCUUCUUACCAUUCCAAGGUCACCACUAUAAAUGAGAACCCGUUGGCCUGACCUGAUUCAAUUGGAAUUCAUAAACAGUAUACAUUUGGUGGAAAAUGUCCCACAGUUCCUGCUGCUUCUCAUAUAUCAUAUGUUUUGACUUGUUCCGUUUUAAGAUGGUAAAUGGGAUCUAAUGAUUAGCUUCCUGCUUGCCUGAGCUUGAAUGUAGCUUUCUUCAUUAGUCAAGGGAUUUGAAAAAUCUUCAAUGGAUUAUCAGGCAAGGUAAAGAUACACUACACAGUUUGGCACAGUAGUUACAAAGCAAAGGACAAACUACCAGAACAUACUAGUUUGGAAGCUCUUGCAUCACAACUGACCCACUCAUUGAACCAGAUUCUGAUUGGCUCCCACCCCAACCAUCAAGGGGAGCAAAAGCAGGAACUCGAUUGAUACCUGGAAUGUGGACUCCUUACCUUUCCAUAAACCCUAGCCUAGAAUAAUCCAAGUACUGAAAAGAAAAAAAACUGUUGGUUCAGCAGGUUGGUUGGGAAUGUGGGAGAAUACUACGCCUUCACCCUUUUGAUUUUAAUCUAUUAAGACCUCGUCGUAUAUAAUAAAUACAUUGAAAAUGAAUUGAUUUAUAAUUCAGAUAUAGUUUAUUUGGCCUGACAUUAAAUAUAUAGUAACUGUAUUGUGGACUAUUUUCAUAUUCAGUUUGUUUUGAAUAAUGAAUUUUAAGGAUCAGCAAAUAUGUUUUAGAUAUAUUUAAUAGGUUUGAUAUAUAAUAUGAAAAAUUUUCAAAGAAAUGAGUGACGAUAAAUCCAUUACAGCCCUAUGCAUUUAUCAGGGAGCUAAUGCUUGUUAUUAAGACCUGCAACUAAAGUUAGAAAAUCAAAAGAUUAAGACCUUGCUGCAAAAUGGAAUAAUUGUGCACAUGCACACAAUGUGUGCCAAAGGAUUUGGUCGGGACUUGAAGAUUUUCUUCCAGCUGUAAUUUUCUGAGAGCAGACAGGAACAUUCUCAUGUUGGCAUCAGCAGGUGCCAGAAACCCCCUUCUGAGCUAUUUUUUGCACGGCGAAGCGAAUCUCUUCUCAGAUUCGAAAGCCUAACUUAAAACUUUUGUCUUUGUUAGUUUUAUAAACAUAUAAUGAUUUGGUUCUAGAUGGUUUGGAAUUUGUGGCUCUUUUUGUGGCAUUUGUGGAAUGUAUCUGUACCUUGCCUUGCUGGUGCUACAAUUGACAUUUACAAUUUUAAAAAUCUGUUUUAUUUGUAACAGUACUUCACCUCAUCAGUCAUUCUACAGUUACAGUGAUAGGGGACAAUGCACAACUCCUGUGGAAAAUCUGAUUACUGUAACAAAAUUAGUUUAGUAAAUCAGACUGCACCCAGAAAGGAAACAAUGUAAAAGUGAUAUAAAUUGGAUUGGAUUUCUGUGUGACCCCGAAACAUGCAGCUUAUGUUCUUUUAUAACAAGAGAAAAAAAAAAAAAUCGAUAUGCUUUAAGUUUUAGAGAAAAAGUUGUUUUUUUUUCCUUAGAAGAAGAAUGGUGCCGUGUACAGAGAACAAAUAUAUUUUCAGUUUUACUUUUGUAUUUAAACUUAGGAAUGCCUGUCCUGUAAGGUAACUUUGGUUGUUUUUGGAGGUUGAAGAUUUUACACCUUACACAUUUUCUGUCCACUAAUUAUAUAUAUUAUACUUUUUUUUUGUUGUUUUGUUUUUGCACAUUAAUGGAAUGUUUGCCAUCUCGUACACUUCUGUACAUACUAUAUCACAGAAAGUAGUGUUUUUUUGGAAAGGUUAUUAUACAGUCUCUGUUUGCAUUUAUCUUUGAAAACUGUGCAAUAUCAACAGGUAUAUUUUAUUUGAAAACUUAAAGUUCAUAUCUCAAUUUUAGAAAUACUAAAAAAAGCAUAAUACAUUCAAAUGACAAAUGUUUCUUUUCAGUGUCUUCAGAAUUGAAUUGUCUGUCACUGUAUUUAUUACAUUUUUGUUCGUAUUUCAAAAUCCCACGCUGGUGAGUAUUUAACAGUUAGGGAUGAAUUCCUUUUCAGAACUGUUGGUGCACAGUGUUACUGUCAUCAUUUUGAUUAGGUGUGAGUGGAAAUCGUUGUUUUGGAGUUGGGUUGAAAUACACUGGUGGGAGGAUUGUCAUUAGCGCCAGUGCUUACCGGGUAGCUCUGUUACUGAUAUACUGUGGUAAAGUGCUUUAAAUUCUUGUUUAAACUGUAAAUAGUAUGAAACUCCUCAUACGUUCAUACAAUUGUAUCUAUGUGCACGCCUUAAGAGUCUCUCGCAAAUGUGAAUUGACCCAGUUUUUUUUAAAAAUGCAUUGUUGCCAUGUAGCUGCCUUUUAGUUUUAUAAAUUCAAAGAAAGCACCUUCAAAGCCUGUCGAACAAAACAAGAAGUCUGAUAAGUGUUAGAAAAACCUAAAUAACAUGGUAACAAACCAUUGAACUGCCAUCACUGAAAUGCAAACUGCUCCACUUAUUGGGUGUACUGUACCUGUAAGAAGUGUUGGCUGUCACAAGAGGCUCUUUGGCCCUUUCCAGCACACUAUUUGCCCCGGGACAUUACAUCGAAUGAGCCCCCCCGUGUUUUAGCUUCACUUGUUAAUGUAUGCAAUAACAUUCACAGUAUGAAUUGUUGCAGAGAAAGAAAAAAAACAGAUUAAAAUAUGUAGGCAUACCAGUUCUUGAUGUGAACAAGGUGCUCAUUGGGAAUUUGUGAAUUUGAGUCUGACUGGUAGGACAGCAUACUUCUCAUCACGAAGAUCAUAUGUUGACAUGCAAAGACAGCUUGAAUAUAAUGGGGAUGUUUGGUAGAUUUUAAUGCAUUCUUGAAGUAUGACUAAUUCUUUUUUAAAGAAUACACAAACUAACAUCUGGUUUGGAUGAAAUAGAGUGCCGUGUGUUAAUGUGACCAUUUGCUGGGGGUUCAUAGUGGAUAAUUAAAAAGGCCUAACUCUUCUGCAAAAAGAUGGUAUUUCAGCUUUAAGAUCUGAACAUAAUGUACACAUUAUUUCAGUGUAGCAUACACACCACUGUGUCAAUGGAUUAGAACUGACAAUAUGAAAGAAAAGCAUUGCAUUAGUAUUAACAAUUAAAUCACUAAGUUGAUGGGAUCACCGGCUGUCACUGUCUAUCUUCAUCAGCUUUCUUAUUGGUCUUCUGUACAGCAUGAUUAAGCGCUUGUAAAAAUAACUCUCCUUUAUUGAUGACUAACCAUGAUUAAAAGACAUUACUGAGGAAUUGAAUUGUAUUAUUGUUCUAUAACUUGUAAAACAGCAAUUCUAUGUUUUAUUUCAAUUUUUAAAAAAAUUAAUUCUGCUUUUGAGCAAUUGUAUGUUUUACCGACUAGUGAGAACAGAUUAGUUCAGAGUUUUUACUGUUUUAAUAGAUUUUUUAAAAAAAAUUUAAAUUAGUAGUUUUUAAUAUUACAAAUCAGUAAAUUAAACAAUGUUGUGGAAAUGCUAGGCAUUUAGUGAAAUGAGCCUCUGCUGAAUCAUUUCAUAUCCUGAUUUUCAGGAUGUGCACCUGUAGCACUUACUUUUUCAUAAAUUUGAGGACCAAAUUAAGUUCUCAUCAGUCUUAUAUUCAUCUCAAUUAUAAUUUACAUGAGGCACUAUUAAUGUUUCAUUGGUCUUUUACUGUGUUAUGUAGAAAUUUGCAAUACCUCUAGAAAUGCACAAUGUUUAGGGACCACUUAUUGAUUGUGAAUGUAUGUGUCUGUGAUAGGGCACUUUUUCACUUGUAUAUUUUCUGUAAAAUAAAACCACGAUUCCUUU